Neomonachus schauinslandi (Hawaiian monk seal) is the source of this 5589-nucleotide messenger RNA. It is a transcript of the gene CASZ1, whose product is annotated as castor zinc finger 1. Gene Ontology annotation, molecular function: DNA-binding transcription factor activity, RNA polymerase II-specific; RNA polymerase II transcription regulatory region sequence-specific DNA binding. Gene Ontology annotation, biological process: positive regulation of transcription by RNA polymerase II; regulation of neuron differentiation. The transcript has 21 exons. Lineage: Eukaryota; Metazoa; Chordata; Mammalia; Carnivora; Phocidae. The record is from RefSeq and is a predicted model, not a curated record. Gene Ontology annotation, cellular component: nucleus. The coding region runs from base 282 to 5522 and encodes 1746 amino acids.
GUUGGAGAGAGGGUGACCCUAGAGGACACUGCGGAUCACUCUCAUAGGUGGCCUUGGCAAACAGACCUCGCCGACUGAAGGCAAAGACCCCUUCCAUCUCACCUGCCCUUCCAGCCGCCACAGUUGUCGACCCCCUCCCGUAGAAGGGGAUCCUGCAGCUCCAGCAUUGGAGUGGACUUUGGACCCCGGCCUCUUGGGAUGCAAAGGAUGAAGUGACGCCCCUACUCUGAAAGAGGAGCCUCUAGGACCCGUUACGAGAGUUUGGGACCAAAGAGAGGAGAAUGGAUCUUGGUACAGCUGAAGGCACCCGGUGCACCGACCCGCCCGCAGGCAAGCCCGCGAUGGCGGCCAAGCGCAAAGGUGGCCUGAAGCUCAAUGCCAUCUGCGCCAAGCUGAGCCGCCAGGUGGUGGUGGAGAAGGGGACGGAGGCGGGCCCCCAGGCCGAGGGCAGCCCACUGCGGCCGCGGGACCGAGAGGCCGGUGUGGCCCGGGGAGCCCGCAGCGAGGAAGACAAGAGGCGGGCGGUGAUCGAGAAGUGGGUCAACGGCGAGUACAGCGAGGAGCCCGCGCCCGCGCUGGGCCUGGGACGGAUCAGCCGCGAGGGCCUGGAGCUGCCCCCCGAGGGCGUCUACAUGGUGCAGCCCCAGGGCUGCAGCGAUGAGGAGGACCACGGCGAAGAGCCCCCCAAGGAUGGCAGUGGUGUUGCAGGCGAGAAGGAGUCUGAUGGGGCAGCCUCCAAGGACAACAGCGGCCCCAGUGCCAAGCAGGCUUCAGGAGAGGCCUCCUCGCUCCGGGACUACGCGGCUUCUACCAUGACCGAGUUCCUCGGCAUGUUUGGCUAUGAUGACCAGAACACGAGGGAUGAGCUGGCCAGGAAGAUCAGCUUCGAGAAGCUGCACGCGGGCUCCAUCCCGGAGGUGGCCACCUCUUCCAUGCUGCCCACCUCCGAGGAUGCCCUCAGCAAGCGGGCACGCUUCUCCAAAUACGAGGAGUACAUCCGCAAGCUCAAGGCCGGCGAGCAGCUCUCCUGGCCAGCCCAUAGCACCAAGGCCGAGGAGCGGGCAGGCAAGGAGGUGACGGGGCCCCUGCCUGGCCUGAGGCUGCCCAGCAGCACAGCUCACCUGGAGACCAAGGCCACCAUCCUGCCCCUGCCCUCACACAGCAGUGUCCCCAUGCAGGGCCUAGUGGCCCGCGCCUCCAAGUACGACUUCUUCAUCCAGAAACUGAAGACAGGCGAGAACUUGCGGCCCCAGAACGGUAGCACCUACAAGAAGCCAUCCAAGUACGACCUGGAGAAUGUCAAAUACCUCCAUCUCUUCAAGCCCGGGGAAGGCAGCCCCGACAUGGGCGGGGCCAUUGCCUUCAAGACGGGCAAGGUGGGGCGCCCCUCCAAGUAUGACGUCCGCGCCAUCCAGAAGCCGGGCCCUGCCAAGGUCCCGCCCACCCCCAGCCUGGCUCCUGCGCCCCUCCCCAGCGUGCCCAGUGCUCCCAGCGCCCCUGGGCCAGGGCCUGAGCCACCUGCCUCCCUGCCCUUCAACACUCCCGAGUACCUGAAGUCGACCUUCUCCAAAACAGACUCCAUCACCACAGGGACCGUCUCCACUGUCAAGAACGGAUUGCCCACAGAUAAACCAGCUGUCACUGAAGAUGUAAACAUUUACCAGAAAUAUAUUGCCAGGUUCUCAGGCAGUCAGCACUGUGGCCACAUCCACUGCGCCUACCAGUACCGAGAACACUACCAUUGCCUGGACCCCGAGUGCAACUACCAGAGGUUCACGAGCAAGCAGGACGUGAUCCGUCACUACAACAUGCACAAGAAGCGUGACAACUCCCUGCAGCACGGCUUCAUGCGCUUCAGCCCGCUGGACGACUGCAGCGUCUACUACCACGGCUGCCACCUCAACGGGAAGAGCACCCACUACCACUGCAUGCAGGUGGGCUGUAACAAGGUGUAUACCAGCACAUCAGACGUGAUGACCCACGAGAACUUCCACAAGAAGAACACCCAGCUCAUCAACGAUGGCUUCCAGCGCUUCCGAGCCACCGAGGACUGCGGCACAGCUGACUGCCAGUUCUACGGGCAGAAGACCACCCAUUUCCACUGCAGGCGCCCCGGCUGCACGUUCACCUUCAAGAACAAGUGUGACAUCGAGAAGCACAAGAGCUACCACAUCAAGGAUGACGCGUAUGCCAAGGACGGCUUCAAGAAGUUCUACAAGUACGAGGAGUGCAGGUACGAGGGCUGCGUGUACAGCAAGGCCACCAACCACUUCCACUGCAUCCGUGCUGGCUGCGGCUUCACCUUCACCUCCACCAGCCAGAUGACCUCCCACAAGCGCAAGCACGAGCGCAGGCACGUGCGCUCCUCGGGCGUGCUGGGGCUGCCGGCCUCGCUGCUGGGCGCCAAGGACACGGAGCACGAGGAGUCAAGCAACGACGACCUGGUCGACUUCUCGGCCUUGAGCAGCAAGAACUCCAGCCUGAGCGCCUCCCCGACCAGCCAGCAGUCCUCCGCCUCCCUGGCCGCCGCCGCCGCCGCCACCUCGGAGGCCGUGCCCAGCGCCGCCAAGCCUCCCAACAGCAAGAUCUCGGGGCUGCUGUCCCAGGGCCUGCCCGCUUCCAUCCCGCUGGCACUGGCCCUCUCCAACUCAGGCCUGCCCACCGCCGCCCCCUACUUCCCCAUCCUGCCAGCUCGGAGCGGCGCCUCCCUGCCCGUGGGCGCCCCCGGCCUGCUGGGUGCCAUGUCAUCAGGGGUGGCGGCCUCAGCAGCCGCUGACACGCCUGCUCUGGCUGCCUCGGGAGCCGGCGACUCUGCCCCGGCGGCUGCCUCCUCCGUCCCGGUGCCCCCCGCCUCCAUCAUGGAAAGGAUCUCGGCGAGCAAGGGCCUCAUUUCACCCAUGAUGGCCAGGCUGGCCGCCGCCGCCCUCAAGCCCUCUGCCACCUUUGACCCAGGAAGUGGGCAGCAGGCCGCCCCCGCCAGGUUCCCCACAACCCCAGUGAAGCAGGAGCCCGGUGAGGACACUGGCGCCCCGGUUCCCCACGAGGUCUCCCAGGACCGCAGUUUAGACCUGACUGUGAAGGAGCCCAGCAAUGAAUCAAAUGGCCACGCAGUCCCGGCAAAUUCAUCUCUUUUAUCCUCGCUUAUGAAUAAGAUGUCUCAGGGCAACCCCAACCUCGGCAGCCUGUUGAACAUCAAGACGGAAGCAGAGGGCAGCGCCGCCAUGGAGUCCUCGCCCUUCCUGGGCAAGGCUGUGAAGGCACUGGUUCAGGAGAAGCUGUCCGAGCCCUGGAAGGUGUACCUUCGAAGGUUUGGCACCAAGGACUUCUGUGAUGCCCAGUGUGACUUCCUUCACAAGGCCCACUUCCACUGUGUGGUGGAGGAGUGCGGCGCGCUUUUCAGCACCCUGGACGGGGCCAUCAAGCACGCCAACUUCCACUUCCGGACGGAGGGAGGAGCAGUGAAGGGAAACGCAGAGGCCUCCUUCCCCGCCUCGGCUGCGGAGACCAAACCUGCCUUGGCCCCCUCGUCCCCUCCAGCGCCUCCUGUCACCACAGCCACGGUUUCCUCUCUGGAAGGUCCCACUCCCAGCCCGGCCGCCGUGCCCUCCACCCCCACGCUGCUCGCCUGGAAGCAGCUCGCUUCCACCAUACCCCAGAUGCCUCAGAUUCCAGCGUCAGUGCCUCACCUGCCCACUUCACCCUUGGCAACGACUUCUCUAGAAAACGCCAAGCCCCAGGUCAAACCCGGAUUCCUGCAGUUCCAGGAGAACGAUCCUUGCCUCGCAACGGACUGCAAGUAUGCCAGCAAGUUCCACUUCCACUGUCUCUUUGGGAACUGCAAGUACGUCUGCAAAACCUCAGGCAAGGCAGAAUCACACUGCCUGGACCACAUCAACCCCAACAACAACCUGGUGAACGUGCGAGACCAGUUCGCGUACUACUCACUUCAGUGUCUCUGUCCCAACCAGCACUGCGAGUUCCGGAUGCGUGGACACUACCACUGCCUCCGGACUGGCUGCUACUUUGUGACCAACAUCACCACCAAGUUGCCAUGGCACAUAAAGAAGCACGAGAAGGCCGAGCGGCGGGCGGCCAACGGGUUCAAGUACUUCACCAAGCGCGAGGAGUGUGGCAGGCUAGGCUGCAAGUACAACCAGGUGAACAGCCACUUCCACUGCAUCCGGGAGGGCUGCCAGUUCUCCUUCCUCCUCAAGCACCAGAUGACCUCCCACGCCCGGAAGCACAUGCGGAGGAUGCUGGGGAAGAACUUCGAUCGCGUGCCCCCCUCCCAGGGCCCCCCGAGCCUGAUGGACACGGAGACAGAUGAGUACAUGGACUACACGGGCUGCAGCCCGGGCGCCGUGUCCUCCGAGUCGUCCACCAUGGACCGAAGCUGCUCCAGCACCCCCGUGGGCAACGAGAGCACGGCGGCAGGGAACACCAUCUCCAUGCCCACAGCCUCUGGGGCCAAGAAGCGCUUCUGGAUCAUCGAGGACAUGUCGCCGUUCGGCAAGCGGCGCAAGACGGCCUCCUCGCGGAAGAUGCUGGACGAGGGCAUGAUGCUGGAGGGCUUCCGGCGCUUCGACCUCUACGAGGACUGCAAGGACGCGGCGUGCCAGUUCUCGCUCAAGGUCACCCACUACCACUGCACGCGGGAGAACUGCGGCUACAAGUUCUGCGGGCGCACGCACAUGUACAAGCACGCUCAGCACCACGACCGCGUGGACAACCUGGUGCUGGACGACUUCAAGCGCUUCAAGGCCUCGCUGCGCUGCCACUUCACCGACUGCCCCUUCUCGGGCAGCAGCACGCACUUCCACUGCCUGCGCUGCCGCUUCCGCUGCACGGACAGCACCAAGGUCACGGCGCACCGCAAGCACCACGGCAAGCAGGACGUGAUCAGCGCCGCGGGCUUCUGCCAGUUCAGCUCCAGCGCCGACUGCGCCGUGCCCGACUGCAAGUACAAGCUCAAGUGCUCGCACUUCCACUGCACCUACCCCGGCUGCCGCCACACGGUCGUGGGCAUGUCGCAGAUGGACUCGCACAAGCGCAAGCACGAGAAGCAGGAGCGCGGGGAGCCGCCCGCCACCUCCCCGGGCCCCGCCGUCAGCCUGGACGGCGCGCUGUCGCUGGGCGCCGAGCCGGGGGGCGCCCUGCUCUUCCUGCCGCCCGCCGCCGCCGCCGCCGGUGGCCCGGGGGGGCUGGGGCUGGGGCUGGGCGACCCGGGCGACCCCGGCCUGCUCGACGGCCCCGCCGCGCCCGCGCCCGUGCCCGCGGCCAGAGAGUCGUCACAGGAGGACGAGGAAGAGGAGCUGGAGCUGCCCGAGGAGGAGGCGGACGAGGACGAGGACGAGGAUGAGGACGACGACGAGGACGACGACGAGGACGACGAGGACGAGGACGACGACGAGGACCUGCGCACCGACUCAGAGGAGGAGUCGCUGCCCGAGGCGGCGGCGGGGGCGCCCGGGGCGCGGAGCCCGGAGCUGACGGCCCCUGCGCCCGCCGCGGCCUCGCCCUAGCCGGCCCGUCGGGGGAGGGACGCGGGGACCGGGCCCGGGGCCUCCUCGCCCGCCCCCCCCCCCCCCC